Messenger RNA from Lipotes vexillifer (Yangtze River dolphin), 3108 nucleotides. It is a transcript of the gene BICC1, whose product is annotated as BicC family RNA binding protein 1. Lineage: Eukaryota; Metazoa; Chordata; Mammalia; Artiodactyla; Lipotidae. The record is from RefSeq and is a predicted model, not a curated record. Gene Ontology annotation, cellular component: cytoplasm. The transcript is spliced from 21 exons. Gene Ontology annotation, molecular function: protein binding; RNA binding. The coding region runs from base 1 to 2925 and encodes 974 amino acids.
AUGGCCGCUCAAGGCGAGCCCGGCUACCUGGCGGCGCAGUCGGACCCGGGCUCCAACAGCGAGCGCAGCACCGACUCGCCCAUGCCCGGCUCUGAGGACGACCUGGUCGCCGGAGCGCCCCUGCACAGCCCCGAGUGGAGCGAGGAGCGCUUCCGCGUGGACAGGAAGAAACUUGAGGCCAUGUUACAAGCUGCUGCUGAAGGAAAAGGCAAAAGUGGGGAAGACUUUUUUCAGAAGAUCAUGGAGGAAACAAAUACGCAGAUUGCUUGGCCAUCAAAACUGAAGAUUGGCGCCAAAUCCAAGAAAGACCCUCAUAUUAAGGUUUCUGGAAAGAAAGAAGAUGUUAAGGAAGCCAAGGAAAUGAUCAUGUCCGUCUUAGACACAAAAAGCAAUCGGGUCACCUUGAAGAUGGAUGUUUCACAUACAGAACAUUCUCAUGUAAUCGGCAAAGGUGGCAACAAUAUUAAGAAGGUGAUGGAAGAAACAGGAUGCCACAUCCACUUUCCAGAUUCCAACAGGAAUAAUCAAGCAGAAAAAAGCAACCAGGUAUCUAUAGCAGGACAACCGGCAGGAGUAGAAUCGGCCCGAGUUAGAAUUCGGGAGCUGCUUCCUUUGGUGCUGAUGUUUGAGCUGCCGAUUGCUGGAAUUCUUCAACCAGUGCCCGAUCCUAAUUCCCCCUCCAUUCAGCACAUAUCACAGACGUACAACAUUUCAGUGUCAUUUAAACAGCGGUCCCGAAUGUAUGGUGCUACUGUGAUAGUACGAGGGUCUCAGAAUAACACAAGUGCCGUGAAGGAAGGAACUGCCAUGCUAUUGGAACAUCUCGCCGGGAGCUUGGCGUCAGCUAUCCCUGUGAGCACGCAACUAGAUAUCGCAGCUCAGCAUCAUCUCUUUAUGAUGGGUCGGAAUGGAAGCAACAUCAAACAUAUCAUGCAGAGAACGGGUGCUCAGAUCCACUUUCCCGAUCCCAGUAAUCCACAAAAGAAAUCCACCGUCUACCUCCAGGGCACCAUUGAGUCUGUCUGUCUUGCAAGGCAAUAUCUCAUGGGUUGUCUUCCUCUUGUGCUAAUGUUUGAUAUGAAGGAAGAAAUUGAAGUUGAUCCACAGUUCAUUGCUCAGUUGAUGGAACAGCUCGACGUCUUCAUCAGUAUUAAACCAAAGCCAAAACAGCCAAGCAAGUCUGUGAUUGUGAAAAGUGUUGAGCGAAAUGCGUUAAAUAUGUAUGAAGCAAGGAAAUGUCUCCUCGGACUUGAAAGCAGUGGGGUUACCAUAGCAACCAGUCCAUCCCCAGCAUCAUGCCCUGCCGGCCUGGCAUGUCCCAGCCUGGAUAUCUUAGCUUCCGCAGGCCUCGGACUCACUGGACUAGGUCUUUUGGGACCCACUGCCUUAUCUCUGAAUACUUCGACAACCCCGAACUCACUUUUGAAUGCUCUUAAUAGCUCAGUCAGUCCUUUGCAAAGUCCAAGUUCUGGUACCCCUAGCCCCACAUUGUGGGCACCUCCACUUGCUAGUAAUUCAAGUGCCACAGGUUUUUCUGCUAUACCACACCUUAUGAUUCCAUCUACUGCCCAAGCCACAUUAACCAAUAUUUUGUUGUCUGGAGUGCCCACCUACGGGCACACAGCUCCAUCUCCCCCUCCUGGCUUGACUCCUGUUGAUGUCCAUAUCAACAGUAUGCAGACAGAAAGCAAAAAAAUCUCUGCUUCAUUAAAUGGACACACACAGUCUCCGAAUAUAAAAUAUGGUGCAAUAUCCACUUCAUCACUUGGAGAAAAAGUGCUGAGUGCGAAUCAUGGUGAUCCAUCCAGACAAACAACUGCAUCUGAGCAGGCAUCUCCCAAAUCAAACCCUGCAGAAGGUUGUAAUGAUGCUUUUGUUGAAGUAGGCAUGCCCCGAAGUCCUUCCCAUUCUGGAAAUGCUGGUGACUUGAAACAGAUGAUGGGUCCCUCCAAAGUUUCCUGUGCCAAGAGGCAGACAGUAGAACUAUUGCAGGGCACAAAAAACUCACACUUACACAGCACUGACAGGUUGCUCUCAGAGCCUGAGCUGAGUACUGCAGAAAGCCCUUUGGCUGACAAGAAGGCUCCAGGGAGUGAGCGUGCUGCAGAGAGGGCUGCCGCUGCCCAGCAGAACAAUGAAAGGGCCCGCCUUGCCCCACGGCCAUCAUAUGUCAACAUGCAGGCAUUUGACUAUGAACAAAAAAAGCUAUUAGCAACCAAAGCUAUGUUAAAGAAACCAGUGGUGACGGAGGUCAGAACACCCACAAAUACCUGGAGUGGCCUUGGGUUUUCUAAAUCCAUGCCCGCUGAAACUAUCAAGGAGCUGAGAAGGGCCAACCAUGUGUCCUAUAAGCCCACAAUGACAACCACUUUUGAGGGUUCAUCAAUGUCCCUCUCGAGGUCCAACAGUCGUGAACACCUGGGAAGUGGAAGCGAAUCCGAUAACUGGAGAGACCGAAAUGGAAUAGGACCCGCAAGUCAUAGUGAAUUUGCAGCUUCUAUUGGCAGCCCCAAGCGUAAACAGAACAAAUCAACGGAGCACUAUCUCAGCAGUAGCAAUUACAUGGACUGCAUUUCCUCGCUGACAGGAAGCAAUGGCUGUAACCUGAACAGCUCUUUCAAAGGCUCUGACCUCCCUGAGCUCUUCAGCAAACUGGGCCUGGGCAAAUACACAGACGUCUUCCAGCAACAAGAGAUCGAUCUUCAGACAUUCCUCACUCUCACAGAUCAGGAUCUGAAGGAGCUGGGAAUUACAACUUUCGGUGCCAGGAGGAAAAUGCUGCUUGCAAUCUCAGAGCUAAAUAAAAACCGAAGAAAGCUUUUUGAACCGCCAAAUACACGCACCUCUUUCCUGGAAGGCGGAGCAAGUGGGAGGCUACCCCGUCAGUAUCACUCAGACAUUGCUAGUGUCAGUGGCCGCUGGUAGCGGUACCGUCCAGGCACGCGCCCGCCAACUCUGUCAAGUCGGACGCAGGAGAUCUGUGAACAGCCUUCACUGCACACCAUCCUCAGCACUCGGGUGUCUGGUAUCAGGACCAAAGCAUCUUAUUCGCACCUGAACUUUGUGCCGAAGAGAGAGAUGAUGAUGUUCUUAUGUCAUCAUACAGAA